Magallana angulata is the source of this 3289-nucleotide messenger RNA. RefSeq names its product adenylate kinase isoenzyme 5-like. The transcript has 24 exons. The record is from RefSeq and is a predicted model, not a curated record. Gene Ontology annotation, biological process: nucleoside triphosphate biosynthetic process. Bases 149 to 3142 code for a protein of 997 amino acids. Gene Ontology annotation, cellular component: cytosol; cytoplasm. Gene Ontology annotation, molecular function: AMP kinase activity; ATP binding. Lineage: Eukaryota; Metazoa; Mollusca; Bivalvia; Ostreida; Ostreidae.
CGAACUUUUAGAAAGGGUUUGUUGUCCUUAGAGACAAGUGCUUUGAAGAUAACGAGAAAAGUGUCUCUCAUCAUUUUGCUGCGGGGAUACUUAAUUCGGCAAAAUACCACCCAAAAAGGAGUCCUACAUCCGAGUCCGUAGCGGAAAGAUGUCUACGGAGGAUGCCAAGUCGUAUCUGUCAAAGCGGGAGAUCCCGCGGCUCUUUGAGAGUCUGAUGACGGGGCUGAUGUAUCACAGACCACAGGACCACAUCAAGUACCUGAUUGAAUGCCUCGAAAAGGUCAGGGACAAAGGAUAUCAGAAUGUCACCUGGAGUUCAUUUGUAGAUAUACGCAGAGCUAAAACACCACUGCCACCUAUUGACCAAAAUGGUCAGAAAAGGCCAGGGUCAAGGCCAAGGUCACGUCCUUCCUCUCGAGCAAAGACUCCCGUAAAAAUAGGCAAGGAGUAUUUCUGGAUCGAACAAUACGACUCUCCAGCAGAGGAAAAAGAAUCACUAGAGACCAGAAAGGGCUCACCAUUGCCCCCCAUCUCCAAGUCUCCCCCGCCUGGCAAGGCCGUCCUUCCAAACGUCCCAAUCACACUGAUCAUGGGCGGACCAGGAAGCGGCAAACUGACUCAAUCCCAGAAACUGCUGGAGAAGAACCCGGGCUGGGUACAUCUGUCAAUGGGAGACCUUCUGAGAGCAGAGGUGGCUAAGAAAGGAAGUGCGGGGGCCAAAUGGGGCAUGAUAGGGGACCUGGUAUCACAGGGAGAAAUGGCACCAGAGGAUGUCACUGCAGAGUUGUUGCUGACUCACAUUAAGAAGCACCCUGAUGCCAAGGGUUUCAUUAUUGAGGGCUACCCCAGAACAGCCUCCCAGCUGGAGGAGUUCGAAAAAGAAAUUGGGCGACUGGACCUGGCCAUUUUGAUUGACUGUGAUGAGUACUACUGCACCCAGAGACUUCUGAGGAGAGGCAAGGAGAAGGGGAAAAUUGACGACAACCUGGCUGCCAUCAGCAAUCGCAUCUCGUUCUACAAGGAGAAUACACUGCCUGUCUGCAAAUACUUUGAUGAUCUAGGAAAACUUGUUGUUGUUGAUGGAGACAGAGAUAUCUUGGAUAUUGCUUUUAACAUGGGACAAAUAUUGAAGGCAGCUAUUAAAAGAAAUUUCAAAACACCUGAACCAAAAGUUAAACCUGUCAGACCGAAAGCUCAACCCAAGCCCCAAACACCUCCCAAAACAUCCCCGGAAACCUCAGACCCCAAGGCUCCAAAGAGGGAGAAGUCUGUGGUGUUCGCUGACGAAGCUGUGAUUCCUCCCCCACCCACCAUCGUCAACAAAGACGAGGGCAGGAAACCAGGACUACCCGAGGCUCCCAUCAUCUUCCUGGCAGGUGGGCCAGGCAGUGGGAGGGGAACACAAGCCAAGAAGAUUCUGGACCGCUACAAGGAGGUGGUGCACCUGUCCAUGGGAGACAUCCUGAGGUCACAGAUAGCAAACAAAGGCACCGCUGACGACAAAUGGAACAUGAUCGGAUCACUAGUGUCCAAGGGAGAAAUGGCACCACAGGAGGUAACAGUGGAAUUAAUUGUAGAACAUAUCAAGAAGCAUCCAAAAGCAGGUGCUUAUCUUUUGGAGGGUUAUCCAAGGGACAAAAAUCAAGUAGAGGAGUUCAAUAAACAUAUUGGUGGCUUGAACUUCAUGUUGAUGUUGGACUGUGAGGAGUAUUACAUGCAGAGACGACUUCUGGAUCGAGGCAAGGCCACACAGAGGAUUGACGAUAACCUCAACGCCAUCCAAAAUAGAAUCAGCUUCUUCAAAAACAACACACUUCCAGUUUUUAAACACUAUGACGACCAAGGAAAAUUAGUCGUUGUAAAUGGUGACAGAGAUUCAGAUGAAAUAUUUUUUGAUAUCUGCAGAAUUCUAGAUUUUGCCUUCUAUGGAAGAAAACCUGGAAAGAAGAGUGAACAAGCCAGCACAGACCUCAGCAGUGUCAACGUGGUCUUCGUUGUCGGAGGACCUGGUUCAGGGAAGGGGACACAGUGUGAACGAAUCGUUGAGAAGUAUGGUUUCACACACCUUUCUACGGGCGAUCUACUGAGGGCCGAGGUCCAAGCUGGGACCCCCAGGGGCAAGAACCUAGUGGAAAUCAUGCAGAAAGGAGAGUUGGUACCCUUGGACGUAGUGUUGGAACUGUUGAGAGAGAACAUCACGGCCAAGGCCAGCUCCAGCAAGGGCUUCCUGAUAGACGGCUACCCCCGGGAGAUGGACCAGGGGAUCAAGUUUGAGGAACAGAUAACCACCCCUAAAUGUGUCCUGUAUUUCGAUGUCUCAGACGACACGAUGACCAAACGUCUGCUGGGUCGCGCGCAGACGAGCGGGCGCGUGGACGACAACGAGGAAACCAUCAAACAGAGGCUCAAGACGUUCCAUGACGUCACAACCCCCGUCAUCGAUUACUACUCAAAAAAGAACAUGGUCCAGCGGGUCCCGGCGGAGUCUUCAGCAGACGAAGUCUUCCAGCAGGUCCAGAAAGUGUUCGACUCCAUGUCUCUGGAUAAAUCAGGGAGGGACCCUGUCCUAAAAGACGCUAAGGUCUUGUUCAUCGUUGGUGGACCUGGAAGCGGAAAGGGGACGCAAUGUGCUAAGAUCGUAGAGAAGUUCGGCUUCUGUCACCUGUCUUCCGGGGAUCUUUUGCGGGAAGAGGUAGCUUCGGGUUCAGAGCGAGGCGCCAAGCUGAAGGAUGUCAUGGCCAGAGGAGAGCUGGUGUCCAUGGACGACGUAUUACAACUGAUGUGCGAUGCAAUGAAAAAGAAGAUUUCGGAAACGAAGUGUUUUCUAAUCGACGGGUACCCUCGAGAACUUGAACAGGGGACUAGGUUUGAGAAAGAGAUCGUGCCAUGUGUCGGGGUGCUGUACUUUGACGUAUCGGACGAGACGAUGACGAGUCGUCUGCUGAAGCGAGGAGAGACGAGUGGUCGCGUGGAUGACAACGAGGAGACGAUCAAGAAGAGGCUGCAGACGUUUCACAACCAGACCAAACCGGUCAUCGACUACUACAGCCAGCAGGACAAAGCCUGCAAGAUCCCCGCCGAGGGUUCAGAGAAGGAUAUUUUCGCGGAGGUUGAGAAAUAUGUGAGCUCCCACAAGUGGUGAACAAGGACUUGUAUAAACUGUUUCUCGCAAUGUAAUGGCCGAUUAUCUACCGUGCUCGGCUUUUAUCCAGCUUGCAGAGACCCAUGUUGUUAUUCAUUACUAACAUUUAUACAAUUUUUUUAUUCUAAUUAAACAAUGAUUAAUGUU